AUACCCAUGACUGUUAGUACCUGAUUGAUAUACGGGGAUCUUUCAGUGGAGGCAAUAGACCGCGGUUUUUGGCAAAUCGCCGAGGUAUGUGCGGUUACUUGCGCGGCAGUUAUCAUGAAAAUGGGCCAUGGAUACGGGUUACUUGUUCGCUUCCAGUUUCGCUUCUGGGAAUUUAUGACGUAUGGAGCUAUCUCGUAGGGAGGAUUAUCACUGGUGUCACGGCGAGAGCCGAUGUAGAAUUCGGCGAGAGCCGAUAUCACGAGUAAAAGGAUGGACGCUAGAUAACUGCAGCAAUGUCUCCAACAAAUCCAAGUACUUUAUGCAGC
Aspergillus versicolor CBS 583.65 is the source of this 326-nucleotide messenger RNA. RefSeq lists its product as uncharacterized. Bases 87 to 266 code for a protein of 59 amino acids. The transcript has a single exon. NCBI's taxonomy places the organism in Eukaryota, Fungi, Ascomycota, Eurotiomycetes, Eurotiales, Aspergillaceae. The record is from RefSeq and is a predicted model, not a curated record.